AUGCAGACAGUAAAACGAACCGCACACCUCUUCAAUUUGGACCCAGCCGCUGACCCAGGAUCUUUCGAAUAUGAACCAGCAAUCGACAUUCGUGACUUGAUUAGUCUGGACGAUGUAAUGGAAGAACUUGGGUUUGGUCCUAAUGGUGGGCUGAUAUAUUGCUUUGAAUACUUGCUGCAAAAUAUGGACUGGCUCGACGAGGAACUGGGAGAUUAUGAUAAUGACUAUAUUGUCAUUGAUUGCCCAGGCCAGAUAGAACUGUACACCCACCAUCCCCUGUUGCCCACACUCAUGUCACAUUUAUCUCGCCUUGGAAUUCGCCUGUGUGGGGUUUAUCUUUUAGAUUCGCAGUUCAUGGAGGACCGGUAUAAAUAUUUUAGUGGGGUUAUGUCCGCGAUGUCGGCAAUGGUAAACUUUAGCGUCCCGUGGAUUAAUAUAAUGUCCAAAAUGGAUCUUAUUAGUGGGGACGCUCGUAAUGGAGUCAAAGGACGACGUGAUGUAGCGAGAUUCCUUGACCCCGACCCGUUCCUGAUGCAAUCCGCUCCAGGUCAACCAAGUAGCACCGAAGAACAAAACCCUCGCUUUCACCACCUCAAUGAAGCAAUUGUACAACUUAUUGAAGAUCACCCACUAGUAUCGUUCCUACCACUCAACCUCUCGUCCACAAGAUCUUUGGAGGCUGUUUUGAGCCACAUAGAUUAUACAAUGCAGUACGGAGAGGACGAAGAGCCGCGUGAGCCCAAGGAUAUGGACCAGGGCGAUUUCGUUGAAAUGGAAUAG
Molecule: messenger RNA, 780 nt
Organism: Rhizoctonia solani
Lineage: Eukaryota; Fungi; Basidiomycota; Agaricomycetes; Cantharellales; Ceratobasidiaceae
Product: ATP(GTP)-binding protein Fet5
Exons: 8
Coding region: 1-780 (259 amino acids)
Molecular function (GO): GTPase activity
Source: RefSeq, a predicted model, not a curated record